GGGCACCUGGGUUACACUUUUCUUGGAAUUUUGGAAGCGACGACAAGCUCGACUUGAAUAUGAGUGGGAUUUAGUUGAUUUUGAGGAAGAACAGCAACAACUCCAACUUAGACCAGAGUAUGAAGCAAAAUGUACACAAAAGAGGAAGAAUCCAGUGACUCAGGAGCUGGAGCCUUAUUUACCUCUAACUAGCCAGGCUAUACGGUUCUGCAUCUCAGGAACUACCGUGUUGUUCUGGAUCUCUUUAAUCAUAGCGAGCAUGAUAGCUGUAAUAGUUUACCGCCUUGCAGUCUAUGCUGCUUUUGCCAGCAUCAUGGAGAACACAGAAACCCUGCAACCCAUUCGAGGUUUGUUGACACCACAACUGGCAACGUCACUCACUGCAUCAUUCCUCAAUUUUGUCAUCAUUAUGAUACUGAAUUUCCUAUAUGAGAGGAUAGCCAUCUGGAUCACAGAUAUGGAAAUACCAAGAACCCACUAUGAGUAUGAAAACAGACUUACCAUGAAGAUGUUCCUCUUUCAGUUUGUCAACUACUACUCUUCAUGCUUCUAUGUAGCUUUUUUCAAAGGGAAAUUUGUAGGAUACCCUGGUUCUUAUACAUACAUGUUCAAUCGCUGGAGAAAUGAAGAGUGUGAUCCUGCAGGAUGCUUGAUAGAACUGACAACCCAGCUCACCAUCAUCAUGGCUGGCAAACAGAUCUGGGGUAAUAUUCAAGAAGCUAUAGUCCCCUGGAUCUAUAAUUGGUGGGGUCGUCGGAAGGCAAGGAGCAACCCAGAGAAUUUAUACAGUCGAUGGGAGCAGGAUCAUGAUUUACAGAGCUUUGGAGCAUUGGGUCUCUUCUAUGAAUACCUUGAAAUGGGUAAGCAGAAAAGACAAUGA
This is a messenger RNA of Notechis scutatus (mainland tiger snake), 880 nucleotides long. Lineage: Eukaryota; Metazoa; Chordata; Lepidosauria; Squamata; Elapidae. The record is from RefSeq and is a predicted model, not a curated record.